This is a messenger RNA of Penicillium daleae, 2409 nucleotides long. RefSeq lists its product as uncharacterized. Gene Ontology annotation, biological process: regulation of DNA-templated transcription; DNA-templated transcription. The transcript is spliced from 3 exons. The record is from RefSeq and is a predicted model, not a curated record. NCBI's taxonomy places the organism in Eukaryota, Fungi, Ascomycota, Eurotiomycetes, Eurotiales, Aspergillaceae. Gene Ontology annotation, molecular function: zinc ion binding; DNA binding; DNA-binding transcription factor activity, RNA polymerase II-specific. The coding region runs from base 1 to 2409 and encodes 802 amino acids.
AUGCCAUAUGAUUUUCCAAAUCCUACCCAUGUUCAGCUGAUGUCAUUCGAAAGCCCUCCCGGAUCUAAUCCUCCCUCGCAUGAGACCAGCAGCCAUGCCGAACACGGAUCUCCGCCAACAGGGGUUGCUUCUAUCCAAUCCAAACCGAUUCGGUUAGCCCUUGCCUGUAACCAGUGUCGCAAGCGCAAGGUCCGGUGUGACGCGCAGCAGCCGAGUUGUCGAAAUUGCAGCGUCAGGGGGGAUAUCUGCGAGACUUCGGAUCCUAGGAAACCGGGCAACUUUCCUGCCGUUCGUCGCCGGGCUACGAGAUGUUGUCAGGCGAAGGCUCGAGGUCAGGCUGAUAGGGUCCUGUCACCGGUUCAAAGUCCUUUGAGCACGGUGGCACUGGUGCCUGCUGCAGUGAGCUCUAUCAACUCCGUACUAAACCCGACUGGCCCCUCCCCGGAUACCUCUACUUCGCCUAGUGUAAGGGGGACAUCGAGUAGCUCCGCCAAUCCGGUCUCGUCGGUGAGCCCGGCCACCUCGUCGUGGCGUGCGAGUCAAAUUGAGAAAUUGGGCGAAGACCAUUAUUCCUGGCAGUCUCGGGCAUAUCACGAGUCCGCGGAGGAUCAAGGUCAAGACGUUGUACAAGAGCAUGAUACAACAGAACAGGUCACAGUCGUGACGCCAGAUGAACCGGUUAAUACCGAUGAUACCACGAAUAGUAGGACUAAGCACCUUGGCGCAAGUAGCGUUCAAUGCCUCUUCAAUUUUGUCGAUCUCCAUCUGGCACGACAUGGCUUCAGUCACGCCACCCCUCUAUUUAACCAUGGCAUGCUACACACUGAAGAAUUUCCAAUGCCGUUGACACCCAAACUACCUAUUCUACCUCACCGUCAAACUCUCUCAGUCUACAUCGAUGUCUUCUUCUCGCGGCUCUGGCCAAUAUAUCCCGUCAUCGACCGCGUCGCCUUCGAAGCAGACGUAGAAAAUGUCCUCGGCUUACAAACAGCCGGGCCUACACUAUGGCAAGACAAAGUUACACUAGCCCAUAUCCCCGCUCUUGCAUCUGUUUACGCGGUGAUCUCUCUCAGUAUGAACGAGAUAUCCGAAAAUUCAGAUCUAAGCUUUGAUUAUCUCACGGCGAGCCACAGUCUGCACGGACAUUUGACGGCCAUCCCUUACAUGACCAGCGUACAAGCUCUCUUUCUCCUGGCUCUCGCGCUGCGAGCAAUUGCAAAAGACGGACAGGCAUGGCACAUAAUCGGCCACGCUAUCCGUAUGGCACAAUCUAUCGGGCUACAAAAGUCAGCGACAAGAGAUUCAUCCGAAGACGGAUUCACUCUGGGCCACCAACCAGAAAGCUUGCGUGAACGACUUUGGUGGUCAUUAUUCGGAUUGGAAAAGCUCAUGCAGCUCGAGUGCGGCAGACCGUCCAUCAUUGAUAGAAGCUACGACCUACUCGCCGUCAACUACUCGGCCAGCACAAGUUCAGAAAACAGUCGCCGUUACUUCCGAGCAUUCAUUGCGCUGAGUAGCAUCAUGGGGAAAAUCUCGAACCGUCUCUACUCGCACAAGUUCAUGGGCGGAUCUGCCGAGCUGCUUGGUGAGGUCGCAAAUUUAGAUCAAGAGCUUCUAGAGUGGGAGAAUUCGUUGCCAGAUACGUUGAAACCUCGGAAAGCAGUUACAGAUCAUGCUGGGCAUGAGCAUCAGAUCCUCGCUACUUUUCUGUCUCAACAGUAUUACCACGCACAACUCAGCAUCCUCCGCGUCGCAGUCAUAUUCCCCCAACGAAGCAUCAAAAUAGAAGUCGAAAAGAACAUCAACGAAUUACCCCACCACUCGCGCCUGCUAGACGGCGCCUUGAUCUGCGGAAACGCAGCAAGAACAAUCGUCACACAAUCCCUCCAAUUAGCAGACAGCGGAUUAACAUCAACCCUCCUCGCGGUAUCCCCAACCUAUCUCGCAGCAGUCAUUCUAGCGCUCGGCGUCCUUCGACAACCGAACAGCAGACUUGUCAGAUCGGAUAUUGAACUUUUGUCUUCUGCUACUGAGUAUGUGGAGACUUGGUACCUGCAACGGGGGUUUAGUCCGGCUUUCACGCAGACGUGCACUCAUCUGCGUGAGAGGGUGGUUUCUGUUUUUCAGCGGUCUGGUGGCAGGGAUCAGAGAUCUACCGCGACAGGAUCAGCUGAUUCGGGGUCUGAAAUAAUUGAAGGACAACAGCUACAGUUAAGUACAACCGGGUUGAGUAACCAAGUACCCUCAGAAGGGGGACCUCCACGAUCGAGUCUCCAGGGAGUAGCUGCGUUGAACAUGGCCGAGCAGAGUGCGGAAUUAUUUGGUGGCUUCGAGUUUGAGGAUUUAUGGAACAUGACGGGGUUGGAUUUUAUGGUCUAUGAUGAGGAGAACCCGCUCUUUGCCCAGUAG